Molecule: messenger RNA, 5049 nt
Organism: Oncorhynchus kisutch (coho salmon)
Lineage: Eukaryota; Metazoa; Chordata; Actinopteri; Salmoniformes; Salmonidae
Product: cysteine/serine-rich nuclear protein 3-like
Exons: 6
Coding region: 330-2072 (580 amino acids)
Biological process (GO): regulation of transcription by RNA polymerase II
Cellular component (GO): nucleus
Molecular function (GO): sequence-specific DNA binding; DNA-binding transcription factor activity, RNA polymerase II-specific
Source: RefSeq, a predicted model, not a curated record
CAGCCGAAAAGACCUCCACGCAUCAGUCGUGCUGCAAAACCUACUAAUUCAUUUACAACAUAAUCAGUUACAGGACCAUAUCACUCUGUUAUGCGUUUGUGUGUAUGGUGCGCAAAUAUAAUUUAAGCUGCAUUGACAAUUAGCCUUUAAUUUAACAGUUGUCAUUGAGAUUUGUUUAUUUUAGCCAGUACGGGACUUAAUGUUAUACAGUUGCCAGUUUUUCGUGAUGGGUUUGACAAGAUGAUUGGCCAGCGACUUCUCAUGCAAACAACCUAACUUGAUCUCUCAGCAUCUAAGGGGCAGACGUUGGGUGGUAGACCCACGGCAGGAUGAGUGGGAUCCUGAAGAGGAAGUUUGAGGAGGUGGAGGUGGACAGCCCUUCCCCCUGCCUCUCUCUCCGGGGGUCCGAUGACGAGGUCUCUGCCGGCAGCGAUAGCGGGAACAGCAGCGACAGCGUCAACCCCGGACCCUCCACCCCCGUCGCCCCCGCUUCUAUCUUGAGGCGUGAAAAGCGCAUGCUGGUGCGCAAUGUGCACUUUGAGAGUGUGACGGUGUACUACUUCAGCCGGCGCCAGGGCUUCACCAGCGUGCCCACGCAGGGCGGCAGCACCCUGGGCAUGUCCACGCGCCACAGCUGGGUGCAGCGCUACACUCUGGGGGAGUUCGCCGUGGAGCAGGAGAGAAGCCACCGAGACAUGCUGCGAGACCACCUCAAAGAGGAGAAACUCAACUCCAUCAAACUCAAGCUGACCAAUAAUGGCACUGUUGAGUCGGACGAGGCCGAGUCGCUGACCCUGGACGAUAUCUCAGAGGACGACAUCGACCUGGACAACACGGAGGUGGACGAGUACUUCUUCCUGCAGCCGAUGACCACCAGGCGGCGCCGCGCUCUCCUCCGGGAGUCCGGGGUGCGACGCAUCGACGUGGAGGAGAAGCACGAGCUGCGGGCCAUCCGGGUGUCCCGGGAGGAGUGCGGCUGUGACUGCAGGGGGCUGUGCAACCCCGCGACCUGCGCUUGCAGCCUGGCCGGCAUCAAGUGCCAGGUAAAUGGAGCUGUGGUAGAUCGAAUGUCAUUCCCGUGCGGUUGCAGCAAGGAGGGCUGCAGUAACAGCACAGGCCGCAUCGAGUUCAACCCCAUCCGUGUUCGCACCCACUUCCUGCACACCAUCAUGAAGCUGGAGCUGGAAAAGAGCCGCGAGCAACAACAACAACCACAGGUCACCAAUGGCAAUGGUUACCAUGGAGAACUACCAGUCAACGUCCCUGUCCAGCGUGCUCUGCAGUACCCCCUGAUGUCUGACAACAUCCCAGUCCUGCAGGCUCCCAUCAUGCACCUGCCAAGCGCCAGCGACGCAGAGCAGCAUCUAGAAGAGGAAGUAGACGAAGAUGAGGAAGACGAUGAGGAGGAGUACGAGGAUGAAGACGAUGGUAGUAGUUUAUGUAGCGGCCUCUCUGACUGCAGCACCGACAGCCUGCACACUAGUGACUCUGAGGAGGAAGAAGAGGAGGAGGAGGAGGAAGAUGACUGUGAGUCUAUGGAGGAGGGGGUGAGUGGACCCCCAGUCUCUCACACAGAGGUGGUUCCUCUCUCCUCUGUGUUGGGUUACACUGAUGUCACACACACCAACACCAACCAUGCUAACCCCAACUCAUACUACCACAACCCUUCAUCAGGGUACUACCAGAUGGACAACUCAGUCAACUUGAACCCCACACCCAAAGCCCCUAGUGAAGCUUCCUCACUCCCCCUCUCACUCCCCAAUAGGCAGGGGGCCACAGAUGGCCCCACGGUCGUGUCACAGGAGCAGCCUAAAACCACCUCCGAGCCGCACACAGACCACCUCAGCCAGAUAGAGCGACUGUAUAUGCAUAUUCCCCACACUGACAAAGCACCAGCAGCCAACGCCUGUUCCUCAGCCCCGCAGCAGAGCAACACUCCCCACAGUGGGGAGACUAGUACACUACACCAUGAGCAGCCCUAUCAGACACAGGUUAGCGUUUUUCAUCAUGAAUCUUGUUCUAGAGGCAGCUCUGCGGAGUGGUCACUAGCUGGCACAGCCACAAAGUCAUAAAAUCAGAUGUUAAACCUAACCUUAACCCUAAACGUAACCACACUGCUGACCCUAAUGCCUAACCCUAACCUUAAGAUCAAAGCACAUUUUUGUUUUCAUAUAUUUUUACAAUAUAGCCAAUUUUGACUCCGCAGCUGGCCUAUCUAAAGGGAAAUCGCUCAGUUCUGCCUCCAGGACAAGACUUAUGACAAUAAAUGUAAAUCAGCCUUUCAGACAGACAUGAGCAGUAAUGAUAUUACACUGUCACUGAAGAAUAGCACACGGUCUGAGGUAUCUGUGGGGACUGAGGAGCAGCAAAGCCAGCGUUUUCUCAACGGGCUGGCUGAGGCGUCCUCUCUCCUGCCUGAGAAUAAAAGGGAUCCACCCAUUCUAGAGACUAACACUCGUCACUAGCAUAGUGUCAGGUAGACUUGUGGAGAGUUCAAUGAAACUGGUUAGUGUGAUAAGUGAAGUUAGCAUUCCUUUGCAGCAAGUAUGUACAUUUGGAUUAAUGUGCUGACCAACUUAAUUAAAGGGAUACUACAGGAUGUUGGCAAUGAAGCCCUUUAUCGACUUCCCCAGAUCCAGUUGAACUUGUAGAUACCAUUUUUAUGUCUCUGCAUGUAGUUUGAAAGAAGUUGCUAACUAGCGUUAGCGCAAUGACUGGAAGUCUAUGGUACCAGAUGCUAGCUGUGAUCAUAGACUUCCAGUCAUUGCACUAACACUAGUUAGCAAUUGGCUUGCAAAACUACCUCUAACUUCCUUUGUACUGGAUGAAGGAUGCAGGGACAUACAAAUGGUAUCCAUGAGUUCAUCCGACUGGGGAGGUAGAUAAUGGGCUUCAUUGCCAACAUCCUGAAGUAUCCCUUUACCAGUGAAACUACAUGAUGUCAAAAUCAAUUCAUUUUCUGUACAGGAAUAAUGCUGUUUUUGACCUAUCCUAGAAACCGGGUCGCCCGUUUGAUUGAAUAGAACCUGAAGGACGGUGUUUGUUGUUUUUAACUCCCGAUGAAUGUACCUUUUUAAAGUGAAUGAUUAGGUUGCAAAGGCAAGUUGUGGGGUUUUGCCUCAGAAGGAUCUUUGCACAUUAUUGCGCACACAGUUUCCAUGUCCUGGAUCUGAGUGUCUAACAGCUAUUGGACGAUGACUGUGAAAUAGUUAGAAUUAAACAAAAUGAUUCCUUAUUUCAACAAUAUAACCAUGUCGAAUGGGAAAAUGAAAAGAUCAUCUUAUUUGAGUUAAAUGAAUGAGCUAAGAUAGACGCUAGGGCUUGGACGAUAUCAGUAACGCCAUACUUGUUGGUAGCGUGGCAAUGAAACAAAACACGAAGCGGGUUUUCACUUCUUUGGGGAAAACAGCCCUAAUGUUAGAAAUAAACAUUAUGUUGUCACCCAGACUCACAUGUAUUUAUUUCCCAUGCUAUCGCACGCGCUAUUUACAUAUAGCAGGUUUUUAAAAGACCAAAGAGUUUUGUCUGCUUCGUGUAUAUAAAAAAAAAUUGCCAUGGAAAAAAUAUUGCAAUACUGGUAUAGUCACAGCCUUAGUAGAUUGAACUUUUAUAUGGGGUCAACUGGAAAAUGUAUAUAGCUGCAGUUUAUUUAUGGCUAUACAACGUUUACGUAAUGUUAUGUAUGUUUUGAUAAUGCGAGCAUGCUGUGGUUAGUAUUGAUGACAAAUCAACACGAUUUUGAGGUACUACAAUUAUUAUGUGUUGGUCUCGUGUUUAUUUGUGUUGUCUUAUUGAUGUUGAAUACUUUGCAUGUAUUUUGUUAAAAGGAAACACCCUGUUUAAAAAUGAAAGUUUUUUAAAUAUAUAUAUAUAUACAGUGAGAAUGUCAAAAUGAAACAAAUUAAGUAACAUUUAUACUUUACAUUAGAUUGGACAAUACUCCAAGAUACUGUAGUUAGAGCCACAGACUGAUAAUCAUCUCUAGUCGUACCAUUACAUUUAGGUCCAAUUUCAAAAGGACCAUGAAACUUGGAAGAUGUACGUCGUUUGAAAUCGAUUUUAAACGUCUUGCUGAAUUUCACGAGACAAGCUAUAUUUUCAGUGCUGCUAUUAUGAUUUGUUAUCAAGCUUUAUUGUCACAUGCACAGGAGACAGCAGGUGUAAAACAGUACAGGGAGAACCUUAAUUGGGGGCUCUUUCCCAAAAAACACGCAAUAGCGGUAGUAUUACAGAUAAGAAAUAAAACACAUGAAAUAGGACAGAAGAAGAAAAGAAAAGAAACAGGUGAAUGGAGUUAUAUAACGUUCUCAUAUACAGGUCAGUACAGUGCCAGUACUGUUAUUACUGUGUGCAGGGGAGGGAUUGAGGAAGGAAUGGACCUACUCCAUCACAGCAUGUUCUUUGUCUCCUCUCUCUUUUCUCUAUGUAUCCAGUCUCUUCAUCUAGCCCCUUUAUGGUUCUCCUCGCUCUCUCUCUCGCUCUCUCUGUCUUUCUUGCUCUCUCACGCUCUCUUUCUCUUGCUCUCAUGACCUCUCUCUUCUCUCUCCCAUCCUGUGACAUCAUAUCACGUCAGCCAAUGAGGUGGUGUGUAGCGUAAGGGUGCCAAAGCGUUCAUGUUCAGGUGAUCUAUAGUGAAGUAAGCUACCAGUCUGUACCAGUCUCUGCUAUUCUGCUGUAGAUAUGAUUUUGUAGUCUAUAUUGUGGUAAAUGUGAAACUGGGUAUUUUAUUGUGAUUAAUUCUCGCAGCAGUCUGUUGUGUCAUGAAGGCCUUGGAGUUCACAGAGCUCAUGUAUUUUUUAUUUUUUCCCAAAUGGCACCUUAUUCCCUAUAUAGUGCACUUCUUUUGAACAAGGAAGUAGUACCCUUAUAGGGUAUUUGGGACACAGACGUCCUGUUCUGUUUAGUUUUGUUCCAGAAUGUCUCUUUGUUUAUCAAGACUGCCUAGAACUGGGGGCCUAAAAUAGAUUUUCUCUGUUUGUCUCUUCUUUUUUACACCAACAUUUGUUCCUUUUUCCACAAACAUCAGACUUUGAGAAUAAAUAACCAAUG